Molecule: messenger RNA, 903 nt
Organism: Apiotrichum porosum
Lineage: Eukaryota; Fungi; Basidiomycota; Tremellomycetes; Trichosporonales; Trichosporonaceae
Exons: 2
Coding region: 1-903 (300 amino acids)
Biological process (GO): RNA processing
Molecular function (GO): ribonuclease III activity
Source: RefSeq, a predicted model, not a curated record
AUGCCCCCUACCUUCCCACCCACACUCAUCGGCCUCACGGCCUCCAUCCCGGACUCGAUCCAGUUCCCGGCGCUCCCGCCCAUUGCAUCGCCCCACCUGCUCGUCGCGGCCACGACCCACCCGAGCAUCCACGGCUCCCCGCGCCAGAACGAGGUGCUGGAAAUGGAGGCCGGAAAGGAAGGCUACGAAAAGCUCGCGCAUGUGGGCGACGCGCUGGUGGGCGUUAUUGUGACUCUCAUGGCAAACGACAGGUAUCCGGGGCUCCCAUGCGGCGGUGCAACGAAACUCAAGGCGCUGGUAGUCAACAACGACGUGUUUGCGGACAUUGCGCGCCGCUACGAGCUGGACACGUCCCUGCACGCCGCUCCCAACGCCGCUGCGAUGAUCAAGCAGCAGACGCGCGUGAUGGCUACUGUCUUUGAGGCGCGCGUCGCGUCGACCUAUUACGACUAUCUCGACUCGGCCACGCCAGGCGCGUACGCCACCAAGCAGCCCGUCGUCCCUGCUGCUCUGCCCCCGCUCCCAGCCUUGGAGGACCGCACCGACGGCAUGGCGAUGGACUACCUCCGCGCCUGGAUCGAACCGCUCUUCACCCCCAUCCUCCAGUUUGCGCAUGCCGAGAUGAGCAGUGCUGUCGCCGUCGCCGAGAGCGUGGCCGGCAGCGAUAUCGUGGAGGACUAUGCCGCGCAGGGCGCGACGUCGCUUCUCAACACUGAAAUGUCCAAGAGGAAGCGGCCCCUCCCGCGGUACACUUCCACGAACACGCAGCUUGGCGAGUGGUGCACCACGUGCGAGGUGGACUGGGACGGCGAGGUCGUCAUGGCAGAGGUGGUUCGCGGGACCAAGAAGCAGGGCAUGACCGUUGCGGCGUGGCAUGUGGCCAAGAAGCUCAAGCUUAUGUAG